AGUCAGCAGCAGUGAACACUAGUAUAAAUCAAACGGAUCAAGGCUCGAACAUGGAUCCAAGGCCCAGGAUGCUGAGACCUCAUCUCAUUUUAAUACUCGCAGUCAUUGUUCUUGAUGGUACCAUGUUGGCUGACAGCUUAAAUAUAAGACUUGUCAAUACGUACGGGGUCUGUUCUGGUAGAGUGGAAAUCUAUCAUAACGGCCAGUGGGGAACAGUAUGUGAUGAUGACUGGGACAUGAAUGAUGCAGCAGUGGUGUGCAGAGAGAUGGGAUGUGGCACAGCGGUCAGCGCCCCUCACGGUGCCCACUUUGGUCAGGGAAGUGACCCAAUACUUCUGGAUGAUGUUGGUUGUUCUGGAAGUGAAAGCUCUAUCACAGCAUGCAGUCAUAAAGGAUUUGGCAAACACGACUGUAGUCAUGGUGAAGACGCUGGUGUGACUUGCUCAGAUAAUAAAUCAGGUCCUGAUGAGAUCAGGUUGGUGAAUGGUGAGAGUCGCUGUUGUGGCAGAGUGGAAAUCCAGCACAACGGCCAGUGGGGAACAGUAUGUGAUGAUGACUGGGACAUCAAUGAUGCAGAGGUGGUGUGCAGACAGAUGGGAUGUGGCAAAGCAGUCAGCGCACCACACAGUGCCCAUUUUGGUCAGGGAAGUGAACCAACAUGGCUGGAUGAUGUUGGAUGUAGUGGCACUGAGAGCUACUUAACUCAAUGUUCACAUGGUGGAUUUGGAAAGGAGAACUGUGGACAUGAAGAAGAUGCUGCAGUUGUUUGCUCAAAUGUCCUACAGAGUCCCUCACUCACCCUGACCUCUUCUCACUCUACUGUAUCUGCUGGAGAGGCUGUUCAGUUCAGAUGUGUCUCGCCGAGCCCAACCUGCAUCUCUGCAGACUUUCGUUUGUAUAGAAAUGGGCAAUCGAUAGAAUCCCAAACAGCUGAAUCUUCAACAACAUUUGUUUUGACUGUGGAUUCCUCACAUCAGGGUCAGUACAGCUGUGACUAUUCAUUCCAGGGAAGUAGCUCCAUCACAUCCUCCAGGAGCAGCUCCACAGAUCUCACAGUGGUAACUCUACCUGCACCAAGCAUCUCUCUCAGUCCCACCAAAGAAGUCACAUGGGGAGAGAAGGUUGACAUCACCUGCUCUGUAGAAACCCAGUUCACAGGUGGAUCCUUCACUCUGAUAAAGAAUUCUGGGUCAUUUAGACAGACCAAGAGUGGAACCUCCAUCACCUUCAGUUUAUCAAAAGUGGACUUUGUUCAUGAGGGGUCUUACUGCUGCCAGUACCAGACCACAGUGUCCAGUCGUGAUUUCAGUUCUCCACACAGCAGCUCUGUUCAGUUUUCUGUCGUGGUUACUCUACCCACUCCACGCAUCUCCCUCAGUCCCAUCAAAGAGGUCACAUGGGGAGAGAAGGUCGACAUCACCUGCUCUGUAGAAACCCAGUUCACAGGUGGAUCCUUCACUCUGAUACAGAACUCUGGGUCAUUUAGAGAGACCAAGAGUGGAACCUCUGUCACCUUCAGUUUACCAAAAGUGGACUUUGUUCAUGAGGGGUCUUACUACUGCCAGUACCAGACCAGAGUGUCCAGUCGUGAUUUCAGUUCUCCACACAGCAGUUCAGUUCGUUUCUCUGUUGUGGUGAACUUGCUGCAGCCCAAUAUCUCCUUCAGUGCUCCUGAUGGAAGGUCCCAUUGGUGGCUUCAAGGGUCAGAGGCGACCAGGGGCUACAGCUUCUCCAUCAUCUGCUCCACCAAACCACAGUAUCCAGGAGGCUCCUUCCACUUGGAGUUCAGUGGAUCCAGUAUCACCAGAACUCAGUCAGCUGUUAACCACUCAACCACCUUCUUCUAUCCUGAGGCAGAUUUUGUCCACCAGGGAAACUUCAGCUGUGUUUAUGAAGUCACUGUGUCUUCACGCACCUUUAGCUCUCCUACCACUGAACUCUUGGUUGUCUCUGUGAAAGUGUCACCAGUUCCCUUCAUCGCUUCUGGAGUGACAGCAGGACUGUUACUCAUGUUAGUGCCAAUCAUAAUUUUCUUCAUGAAGAGAAACAAAAACCAAAAAGAUCAUCAGAUGGCCGUGAAGACGGAUCAUAGACUUCGUGCCAGAAACACAUAUGGGGUUACCGGAGGAAACAAUGAGUUGGAUGAUGAAGAUUAUGAAAAUGCAGAAACUGUUUUUCACCAAAAAGAAGAUUCAGAUGAUUCUGAUGAGGACUAUGUUAACAUAGAUGUUGAUGUCAAAACUAAGGCAGUGGCCAGUUAUGGAGGUGCCAAAACCACAUGUGAGAUCACCAAUAGAGGGAACGAGACAGACGAUGAUGAUGAUGACGAUGACUGCGAUGAUUAUGAAAAUACAGAAGUCACUGUCCAGAAAAUGGAUCAGAGAUCAGACCAGAGAGAGGAUUCAGACGUGUCUGACGAGGACUACAUCAACAUAGAUGAAGAAGCAGAGAAACUGGCCGUGGACAAUGACUAUGAGGAUGAACAAAUUUAUGCAAACACGGAUUAGUGUGGUAAACUAAACAAUUUCACAUGUCACUGUAAUUCAAACGCACUUUAACUGCAUCAGGAUAAAAAUCAAUGGAAAGUCAAUGGUCAGUCAUUUUUUACAGUUCUGUAUAAAGAUGAGGAGGGGAGACCAGGGCUGCCUCAGUCUGUAAAAUUCAGUGCUUGUUUGCACAAUACUUUUCAAACAUUCAUACAACACGCCCUUAUUUGUCUGUAGCAAAUAGCAGUGAUAUACGAACACGCUUGCCAUUGUUUGGGCCACUGAGCAAUGCAUUUAACCCCUCCUCCUCCAGGGGCCUUGUAUCAUUGCCGAGCCUGCAAUAAAAAUACUUGCUACUACUGCUUGUUAUCUGUUCUGCAGCUACUCAGAGAAUGGAUCUCAACUUGUCAGUCUGAUUUUAAAAUGCUGGAUCUGAUUAAUAAUGUUACAGCAGUUUUACACACAAUGUAAAAGGUUGUGUUAAUAUGUAUAUGUUCAUUUUCAAACCCUGAUAAGUGUUUUUGUCCAUUAAAAUGAAUUCAGUGCUCGAAUUUGCAACCAGGGAUCACAAGUUUGAUCCCUGUUGAUGCUACAGCCGUCCAUGGCUGGGAGUCCAAGAGAGCGCAACUUGCCUCGCGUUUACCAAGACGAUGCUAGUCAGCGCAGGUUUAUGUUAGCGGAUGUAAUAGAUCUGGUGGUUGGUGCUGUCCAAUGAUGUUGCAUGAGUGGCAGUUCGAAAAGAGGCAGAGGCACUUCAAAGUUCUCAGAGGAAACCUGUGUUAGCCUUCACCCUCCUAGCAUUGGUAGCACUGUGUAAUUGGAGGAGUCAUAACUAGCGUGUGGAAUUAGAGACAACUAAAUUGGGGAGGGGGGGGAGCAGAUGACGACGCUUACCUUACUUGAAAUGUGAUUAAGCCUGUGGUUCCUUGGCUAGUUUCCUAUACAUUACUUGAAAUGUAACGAUUGUCAGUCACGACAUUGCUAGGUUAGGAUGUACUUAAACUAGCAAACUCUGCUGGAGUGCAUUCAGGACUAUAGUAGGCCACACCAAGUAAGAACAUUUAACCUCAAUUAAUAAGUAGCAUGAUAUGAUUUAAUUAUCCAGACAUGAGGUUUUACUUUCGUACUUUAAUUUUAUUUUUUUUUAUGUACAUAGUGUUUCACAGAAAGUCAGCUUAGGAGGGCAACUGUAUCAACAAUAGUGAUAAAUUACGUUUGAUAUUAAACUAUAUUUGACAUGUGAAACUACGCAAGGUAUUUUGUCUGUUUGAAUCUUCAAUAUCUACAUUUAAGCCAGAGCUCAAAUGCUAAUGCUUAGUGCUAACAAAACAUAGGACUAAAUGAACAAAGCCUACAGUAAAUACUCUGUAAAUACUUUACAGUUCAUAAAAAAGUUGCAUGCAGUUUUGAUGUUAGCAAUUACUAGUAUUUCAUUAUUUUUAACCCAUUUUUAAUGCACUUUGUACAACAAUGAAUGGGGCUUUGGUAAUGUAUGUUUGGUAUUUGCUUAAAGCAGUUUUCUUCUUCUUCUAUUGUAAUCACAGUUUAUGUCUUCUUACACUGUGAUAAUGAUAUUCAACAAUUUUAUGAAACAUGAACUUUAUGAAUGUGUCUGCAUUAACAUUAAACACUGCACACACACACACACACACACACACAUGUAUGUAUGUAUGUAUGUAUGUAUGUAUGUAUGUAUGUAUAUAUAUAUAUAUAUAUAUAUAUAUAUAUAUAUCACUCUAUAUGUAACAUGGCUGUGUCAUUUUUAUGGUUAUAUGUUUAUUUCAUAAAGCUUUGUAAUUUGUCUUUUAAAAAUAAAGUAUCUUUGGAAUCCCUGAAA
Molecule: messenger RNA, 4323 nt
Organism: Pygocentrus nattereri (red-bellied piranha)
Lineage: Eukaryota; Metazoa; Chordata; Actinopteri; Characiformes; Serrasalmidae
Exons: 11
Coding region: 51-2507 (818 amino acids)
Cellular component (GO): membrane
Source: RefSeq, a predicted model, not a curated record